Molecule: messenger RNA, 1285 nt
Organism: Dermacentor albipictus
Lineage: Eukaryota; Metazoa; Arthropoda; Arachnida; Ixodida; Ixodidae
Source: RefSeq, a predicted model, not a curated record
UUCAUUCUGCAGAACUUACUACAAUUGCGGCACGGUGCUUAGCGAGCAAUUUUAACCGGAACCUCUAAGGGCGCACACCACUGCCCUUGGCGUAAUCAUCAUCGUCAUCGUCAUCGCGUGAAGGAACCGCACCGUGUGCUCUCGCGCCUCGUGCGACGGCCACCGAGUGAUGCUCAGAACCAGCCGCUUCCGCGGCGCCGUCACAGCGUGUCCAACGUGCCCGGCGUGGCGUUCGUGGAGGCCACGCCAACUUCACAGUUUGGCGACGGAGAUAAACCAUCCAACGCCCGAUUCUGACUGGACGCUACUAGCGUUCGCAUCAGCGCCAUGUCCUGCUGACAGUUUGGCGAGGAGGAGUCAUUUUGCAUCGUGCCUACAUUGCACGAAACAGCGUGGCUCCCACGAAUGUGCACCGUGUGACGUCGAUCUCAACAGAGCACCGAAGAAGCAUCUACACAGAAGUAUUCGCCACAUAAACUGCAGGCAUCAUCCUUCUUUCGCCGUCGAGGCAAGCAGAACUUCGAAGGACUGCGUUCUGAUCAACGCCGAGCUCAAGUUACCGUCAUGCAAGAGCUUCUGCCCAGGAGCAUCCGCCACACAAACUACAGGUGUGCUGGUCAACGUUGAGCCAAGCAAGCACUACACAAACACUAGUACGCGGGAGUAUUCACCACACAAACUGCAGAGCAAGGACGCUCCGUUUGAGUUCUGUAUGACGCCGAGCUUAACGGCUUCUCCACAGGAGCCUUCGCUACAUAAACUGCAGUCACGAAGACGGCUGUCCGCACAAAAUGUCCGCUACAGCUGUGUGCUGUGCCACGUCGAGCUCCACGCAGCUUCCAGAUCAAGAGAGACUGUUCACCACAUAAACUACAGAUGCUCCAACGGGAUUGGCCACCGGAGUCACGAAGACGGCUGUCCGCACAGCAUGUCUGAUGCAGCCGUGUCCUGUGCCACGUCGAGCUCCAUGGAGCUUCCACAUCGAGAGAGACCGUUCACCACAUAAACUGCAGGUGUUCCAUGACCGUUCCAGCCCCCCUACCACCGGAGCUUCCCGCCCUUGCCACCUUCACGUAGGGUGCCACCCCCGUCCCCGCAACGAUGUGGGCACCGUUCGCGCCCCCCGUUCCGUCCACGGCCGUCCUCCCUGGCGUACACGUGUUUGAAAUGUGUGGCGGCGCACGGAACACGGAUGAAGACGGCGUGUGGCGCGAUUGCCGGGGUGGACUAUGCGCCUGGCGUUUUCUGUUCCUGCAUAUUGCAGAAAUAAAGAAAGGAGGACGGA